Lactuca sativa (garden lettuce) is the source of this 1180-nucleotide messenger RNA. The record is from RefSeq and is a predicted model, not a curated record. Lineage: Eukaryota; Viridiplantae; Streptophyta; Magnoliopsida; Asterales; Asteraceae.
ACAAAUUUGAUGAUGAUGUGUUUGAUGUAAAUGAUUAUAGUGAAGUUAAAGAGGUUCUUAUAGUUACAUUAAUAUAAAUAUUUUGUUUUUAGUAGAUUAAAUCAUUUAUUUAAUUAGAUAUUAUUGCUUAUUAAAUUAUGUGUAUUUCGUUAUUAAGUAUAAAGUUUUAUUUUUAAUGUAGGAGUGGGAGGAUAGGAAUGACAAUGCAGGGAACAAAUUUGAUGAUGAUGUGUCGGACGAAGACGAACUAAUAAUAACGGGAAUUGUAGAUUAUUUUGAUGAUGAUGAUGGCAAAGAAGUUACACCCGAUAAACCGAGGACUCGAAAACCAUCACAAUAUUUGUGCCCUCCUUACACCGAGUUGCACACGACACCGAAGCAAAAAAGAAAAACAAAAAAGAAGGUUGAUAUCAAAUCAACAAGCCCCGUUCCUCCUCCAGUUUUUGGUGUUGCUCAUGACUUCUCCAUGUUGCGCCUGCAACCUUACGUAGCAGGCGGUGAGGUUGUCAUCCAAAAUUAUAUAUUUCAUUCAUAUGAUGUCCAGCAUCGUUUGUUUAAUUUCGUGUUAGAUAGAGAUUUUUGGAGCUCAUUGUUUGGGCAUACACACGACGGAUGGUUGGAGUCAGCGCAUAUAACCAUUUGGUACCGACUAUUGAUGGAGAAACGGUUUGAGAGCGACAGACAUACAAUAGUGCCUCCAAAUUUUUUUGUUUCCCAUGCUUUGGAAGAAGAACAGGACUGGAGGACGUUUAUGGCUGGUAUUGCUACGUACCCCAACUUCAUGGUUGCUUGGUGGGAUGUUGAUACGGUCUUAUUGCCGAUUCAUUCAUCCCCUAAUCAUUGGCUAUUUGGGGAACUACGAUUAGCGUCAAUGGAAGUGCAUAUUUAUGACAGUCUUGGUAGAGGGGCUUAUGAAAAAUUCAAAUCUGAAGGAAUCUUUUCCAAAUUUGAACGUCGGGUGGCAAAUUAUUUGGACAAGAUUAAGUAUUGGGCCCGGAGGAACAUCCCAAGGAUUCCAUUGAAUAUGCAAUUCAUUUAUGAAGAAAAUGUUCCCCAGCAAAGUAGUCAUUUGGGAGAUUGCGGUGUUUUUGUUUGUAUGUUUAUGGAGCAAUUGGUUUCAGGUCAACCAAUAUGUGUUCUUAUUGACCCAAAGAACGCAGCUUUAGAGUUCCGUCUAUAG